Messenger RNA from Scleropages formosus (Asian bonytongue), 990 nucleotides. RefSeq names its product carcinoembryonic antigen-related cell adhesion molecule 20-like. The record is from RefSeq and is a predicted model, not a curated record. NCBI's taxonomy places the organism in Eukaryota, Metazoa, Chordata, Actinopteri, Osteoglossiformes, Osteoglossidae. The transcript has 7 exons. The coding region runs from base 1 to 990 and encodes 329 amino acids.
AUGGACAAGAUAAUCUACAUCUCUCUCACUUUCUACCUUUGUACAGCUCAGUCCAGCCCUGAUGCACAGUUUCAGUGGCAUUUUAAUGGGGCAAAACUGGACAAAGUGGGCAAGGAACUCAAACUGGAGAAUAUACAGCAGAAUCAGAGUGGUAAUUACAGCUGUUGGGCCCAUAACACUGUAACUCUGCGGUAUCAGUCAUCUGAACCUUCACUGAUCAAUGUUAUCGAGAAAAUAUCUGGUGCCUCCAUCUCUGGUCUUACAGCUGAACUGAUAGCAGGUAACAGCUCCUUAAAUCUGAGCUGUCAGGCAUCUGCUGGUUCCAUCAGUAACAGGCUGUGGCUGAAGGAUGGUCAGUCGCUGUCUCCUAGCAACAGAGUCACGUUCACUGCAGACAACAGCUCUAUGAACAUUAAGAAGGUGGAAAAGGACGAUGCAGGACAGUACAAGUGCAGCCUAAGCAACCCGAUCAGCACUGCUACUGCAGAGCGUGAUGCGGUUGUAAACUAUGGUCCAGAGAGCGUGACAGUCCAGGGAGAAAAGACUGUAAAGAUGAACACCAAGGUGGUGUUAGAGUGCUCUGCUUCAUCAGUACCUCCUGCAGGUUUCAUGUGGACUUUCAAUGAGACAUUAACAAAUGUGAAGACGGAUACAUUCAUUAUAGAGAAGGCUAAUUAUAAUGAUAGUGGGGAUUACACCUGUGUGGCCAGCAAUGCGGUUACUGGACUGAAAUCCACAUCUGUCCAUACAUUGGUGGUCAAAGGUGAUAUUAACCAGAGUAACGGUGGUCUCUCCGGAGGAGCCAUCGCAGCCAUUGUUAUUGUACUCCUGUUGGUAUUUGCUGCAGUUGGAGCUGGAAUCUUUAUAAUGAAGAAAAAGAAGACGGAGAUGACAGGCAGCCCCUCCGGUCAAGGUGAGUGGGACUGUGCGGUGAACUACCUGGAGCUGCAAUACAAGAACAAGGAUGAAUAUGCUGUGAUUCAGGGAUAA